Molecule: messenger RNA, 1451 nt
Organism: Argentina anserina (silverweed cinquefoil)
Lineage: Eukaryota; Viridiplantae; Streptophyta; Magnoliopsida; Rosales; Rosaceae
Product: proline-rich receptor-like protein kinase PERK1
Exons: 8
Coding region: 246-1451 (401 amino acids)
Biological process (GO): protein phosphorylation
Molecular function (GO): ATP binding; protein kinase activity
Source: RefSeq, a predicted model, not a curated record
CAGCAGCAGGUCUCGUAGUUGGAUGUGUCAUUGUAGGAUUUGUUGUAUUUUUCAUCCUUCUCGGAAUUGUACUCGUUUGCUAUAAGCGUAGGAGUAGAAAGAACAAUACUAUUCCGGAUGAUUACCAUAAAUCACCGUCCUUGGGACCAAAAGAUGGCUCUUAUGAUGUGGUACAGCCCCAUCAAAAUGUUCAUCAACUUGGCGUCCAUGUUAUCAGGGUGCUAUCCAGUACCUCAACAUCUCCAAUGCGUCGUGUCACUGGCUCUGAUGUUUCAUAUGCACAUCAACCUCAGUGGCUUGGUUUUCCCAUGGACACCUCAAAUGGAACUUUUACCUAUGAUCAGUUGUUGGUAGCCACAAAUUGGUUUUCAGAUGCCAAUCUUCUUGGACAAGGCGGUUUCGGGUAUGUCCACAAGGGGGUACUUCCAGGUGGGAAGGAAGUUGCAGUGAAGCAGCUAAAGUCAGGAAGCCGGCAAGGGGAGCGGGAGUUUCAGGCAGAGGUUGACAUCAUUAGCAGGGUGCAUCACAAGCAUCUAGUUGCAUUAGUGGGGCACUGCAUUAAGGGGGCUGAGAGGUUGCUUGUAUAUGAGUUUGUUCCAAACAACACCUUAGAAUUCCACUUACAUGGACUAGGACAGACUGUUUUGGAAUGGGACAUUCGAUUGAAAAUAGCUAUCAGCUCUGCAAAAGGACUAGCUUAUCUCCAUGAAGAUUGCUAUCCGAAAAUCAUUCACCGCGAUAUCAAGGCAUCUAAUAUUCUUGUGGAUCAGGAUUUUGAAGCAAAGGUUUGUGAUUUUGGACUGGCCAAAUCGUUCUCUGAUACCAACACUCACAAUACUCACCUUUCCACUCGAGUGGUGGGAACAUUCGGGUACCUUGCUCCUGAGUACGCAUCGAGCGGAAAAGUCACAGAGAAAUCAGACGUGUAUUCAUAUGGGGUUGUACUUCUAGAACUUAUAACUGGCCGUCCGCCUAUCAGUACAAUAGAAUCCUUAAGAAAUGAAGGUCUGGUUCAGUGGGCAAGGCCAUUGCUCACUCAAGCACUGGAAGAAGGUGUCUUUGAUGGUCUUGUGGAUCCAAGAUUGGAGACAAAUUACAAUGAGAACGAGAUGGCUAGAAUGGUUGCCUGUGCCGCUGCUUGUGUACGACAUUCAGCAUGGCUUCGACCACAAAUGAGCCAGAUAGUCAAUGCCUUAGAAGGAGUUGCCUCAUUGAUGGAUCCAGAAGGUGUUACACCAGGAAACAGUGCAGUAUACAAUUGCUUGGAGAAUUCAUAUUACAACUCCCGGCAAUAUGAGGAAGAUUUGAAGAAUUCCACCAUAACAAUGCCAAGUCAAGAGUAUGGCAUUAGUAGGUACACUGAAACUACCAGUGAGUAUGGUCUUAAUCCCUCAGGCUCCAGCAGCGAAACACUACAAACAAUAGGCUCUGAGAUAACAAAGCUACACUAA